Messenger RNA from Cydia pomonella (codling moth), 2109 nucleotides. Its product is annotated as juvenile hormone epoxide hydrolase-like. The record is from RefSeq and is a predicted model, not a curated record. The coding region runs from base 115 to 1512 and encodes 465 amino acids. The transcript has 8 exons. Gene Ontology annotation, biological process: epoxide metabolic process. Gene Ontology annotation, molecular function: epoxide hydrolase activity. Lineage: Eukaryota; Metazoa; Arthropoda; Insecta; Lepidoptera; Tortricidae.
GUCCAUGGGCGGCGGUAAUCGCUUACCAUCAGGUGAUCCGUCUACUCGAUUGCCUCCUCUACCAUAAAAAAAAAUUGUCUAGUUUGCAUUCCUUAGUUUCGAACCAUCUAAUCAAUGGCACGUCUACUGUGCUUCGGCCUUCUGGCACUCUUAGCUGCCCCAUUCCUUGGGUUUAUAUACGUUUUGUUCCUGAAAAGUCCACCUCCGCUGCCCGCCAUCGACGUCCAAGCAUGGUGGGGACCGAAAGAGCUCCAGGCUAAGCAGGAUACCAGCGUCAGAUCUUUUAAAGUGCAGUUCUCUGCUCCGAUGAUCCAUGACCUUAAAGAGCGCUUAAAGAACCAUCGCAAGUGGACCCCUCCGCUAGAGAACAUCGGCUUCCAAUACGGCUUCAACAGCAAGCAGCUGGACAGCUGGGUUACGUACUGGGCUGAGAAAUAUAACUUCCAGGAGAGGGAGAAGUUCUUCAACAAGUUCCCGCAGUUCAAGACUAAUAUCCAAGGGCUGGAUAUUCACUUCAUCAGGGUUAAGCCGGAGGUCCCAGCAGGAGUGGAAGUGGUCCCCAUGCUCUUCUUGCACGGGUGGCCAGGGUCAGUCAGGGAGUUCUACGAGGCACUGCCUCUCCUGACCGCCGUCAGCAAGGACCGGGACUUCGCCAUUGAGGCUAUCGUGCCCAGUCUGCCAGGAUAUGGGUUCUCUGAUGCUGCUGUCCGUCCAGGUCUCGGAGCCGCGGAGAUCUCAGUUGUGAUGCGUAACCUGAUGCACCGGCUUGGCUUCAAGAAGUUCUACGUUCAGGGUGGAGAUUGGGGCAGCCUCAUUGCUAGCGUCAUGGCUACGCUGUUCCCUGAUGAAAUCCUCGGCUACCACACCAACAUGGGCGCCACCAUGUCCACUAAGGCUAACAUCCUGAACGCACUUGGCGCAGUUCUGCCUUCAUUCGUGGUGGAGUCACACUUGGCUGACCGCAUGUACCCUCUCACCACGAACUUCGCUCGGCUGAUAGAGGAAACCGGUUACAUGCAUAUACAGGCCACCAAGCCUGAUACUAUAGGUGUAGCCAUCUCCGACUCCCCCGUCGGCCUCCUCGCCUACAUUCUAGAGAAGUUCUCGACCUGGACCAAGAACGAGUACAAGCAGCUGCCCGACGGCGGCCUCGACAAGCACUGGAGCAAAGACCAGCUGCUCGACAACCUUAUGUGCUACUGGGCCACCAACUCCUUCACCACGUCUGUGAGAUUGUACUCUGAGAGUUUCAACAAGAGACAUUUCGCAUUACAGUUGGAUGAGAUUCCAACUCCAGUGCCAACCUGGGUGAUCCAAGCGAAAAACGAACUCGCUUUCCUAUCCGCCAGGAUCCUUCGUACCAAGUUCCCCAACCUGGUGCACGCCAACGCCAUCGACGACGGUGGACACUUCCUCGCCUUCGAGCUGCCGAAGGUCUUCUCUGAGGAUGUGUUGACGGCUGUGACUGCUUUUAGGAAGCUGAAGAAGGAAGCUAAGAAGACUGAGCUGUAGUGAUAUUAGGGAACAUGUUUAGAAGAAUAGUAGAUUAUUGAAGUGAUUUUAGAACAAAAUGAUGGUGAGGAUUGAAGGAUACUAAGGCCACACUAGCGUCUACGUUGGCGUCUACUUAAGAGGAAAUAUUAGUGGUCGUUUUUUCAUACGAACGUUUUUGACAUUUUCCGCUCUGGAUUUUGGCCCUAGAUGAGUUUUUUUUUAUGAGUUCAAUCUUACUAGUAUCUACAUUUUGUUUUUAUAACUAAUUAGGUAACUUUAAAAAGCGUUAAAUGCGCCGUAAACAGACGCCUAGCAUACAGAAUCAGCAAUAAUAAACGCAAAAAUCGGUGGGACAUAUAUAGUUUCUUUCUCAUUCCGUUUCCAAAAUUUCGUUACGAUCGGUUAAGUUUUGGAGGAUUAAAAAUGUUGAGAACGAAACCUUCUUCUGAGAUUUUUUACGACGUAUUUUUCGCCUAAGCUGUAGUUGAAAGAUACUAGAUAUGAACUGGCCUUACAUCGUUGUUUAAGUAUAAGAAUAUGUUUGUUACAUUUGUUUUGCGAGUUUAUGGAAAGGUUUUUAUAUUAUUAUAUUUUUGUAAUAAAGUGUUAAAUGUU